CCUCCUCCUCCUCCUCCGUCUACGCUGACAGACUAACCGCCUGCUCCAAUCGGAGGCCGCGAAUGCGGGAGCGGCCAAUCGGGAGUGCCAGUGGGCGGGAUGGCAGGGUGAGGUUUGAUUUGGCGGUCCGACUUGAACAUGGCGGAAUCAAGCGCCGCUAACUCGGCGGCUGAGGAGAAAGGGUGUGAGGGCUCGUCUCCGGAGUCUGGACCACCGCGUCCUGGCAUGUCGCGGGUGCAGCUCCUCGACACCAUGGUGGACACUUUUCUCCAGAAGCUGGUCGCCGCCGGCAGCUACAAGAGGUUCACGCACUGCUACAAGCGCUUCUACCAGCUGCAGCCUGACAUGACCCAGCGCAUCUACGACAAGUUUAUAACUCAGCUACAGACAUCUAUCCGGGACGAGAUCUCUGAAAUCAAGGAGGAAGGCAACCUCGAAGCUGUCUUAAAUUCCUUGGAUAAAAUUGUGGAAGAAGGCAAAGACCGCAAGGAGCCAGCCUGGCGCCCCAGUGGGAUCCCCGAGAAGGACCUGCGCAGCACCAUGGUCCCCUACUUCCUGCAGCAGCGGGACACCCUACGACAGCACGUGCAGAAGCAGGAAGCCAAGAACCGGCAGCUGGCAGAGGCCGUCCUGGCUGGGCGCCGGCAGGUGGAGGAUUUGCAGCUGCAGGUACAGGCCCGGCAGCAGGCCUGGCAGGCUCUGCGCAGAGAGCAGAGGGAGCUGGUGACUGUGCUGCGGGAGCCCGAGUGAGGAAGAGACGGCCAGGCCCAGCAACAGAGGGCAGCUGAGGUCGCAGGCCUGUGGUCUGCAUUGGCAGGCCCCGGGCGAGCAUCCCUGCAGACAGCUGCUGCGGUACCCGGUUCUGGGAGUAGCCAGGCUUUUGCUUCAGAGCCAGGCUGGAGCAGCCCCGUUGCCACAGUGCCUUUGGAGCUCCCUGGGGUCACACACAACACUCCCUUCCGAUCCCCCCGCUUUAUUCUGACUGGAGAAUUGUUGGCAAGUUCCCCCCGCUGGGCUGGGGCCCACGCCACCCCCAGCGCUGUGGUUUCUGAGGUGUCCCCAACCUGGCUUAGGGAGCCUGUUUUCAGUCUCCACUGAUUGCCCCCUUGCUGGCGAGCCCAAGGGCUCUAGCCAUGGUCUCCCCACAUCCGUAAAUAAACUUCCUGCAGCACACUGUAA
This is a messenger RNA of Ochotona curzoniae (black-lipped pika), 1179 nucleotides long. Its product is annotated as polyamine-modulated factor 1-like. Gene Ontology annotation, biological process: chromosome segregation. Gene Ontology annotation, cellular component: MIS12/MIND type complex. Lineage: Eukaryota; Metazoa; Chordata; Mammalia; Lagomorpha; Ochotonidae. The transcript is spliced from 5 exons. The record is from RefSeq and is a predicted model, not a curated record. Bases 139 to 750 code for a protein of 203 amino acids.